AUGAAUAUAAAAAUCUUAUUGAUGAAAAUAAAUAUUCUACUAAUGCAGAAGUUACAGAAAUACUAAAAAUUUUAGUAGCUACUAAUUCUAAUUCUUUAUACAUAGUAAAACAAAAAUCUUAA
Messenger RNA from Dentiscutata heterogama, 122 nucleotides. The record is from the annotation of a GenBank genome assembly. Lineage: Eukaryota; Fungi; Glomeromycota; Glomeromycetes; Diversisporales; Gigasporaceae.